CCGAUAACGAAGAUUCAUCAAAAGAAAUAACAGACAUAAACCUCCUUCUGCGGCAGCAGGAUAACACUCUCCUUUCACCAUUGUCUUCAUCUCUCUCACCUAUUCUUCUUCUUCUUCUUCUUCUUCUUCAUUUUUCUUUCAGUUUCAUCCAUGUCCAUGUCUAUGCCCAUUUCCACACUUUCCUCUUCAACCUUCCCAAACUCUAAUCCCUUUCUCACUUUAUCUUCUCAAAAGUUCCCUCUCUUCCCCAAACCCCUUCUUCUUCUUCUUCCCUUUCCCCACCCCCUCUCCCUCCGAACGCCCACCUUCCUCUCUCCGCUUCUCUGCAAGUCUCCUGAGGCCGAAGCGGAGGCGCCGCCGCCGGAGGACCACUGGCUGCAGAAGCUACCGGAGAAGUCCAAGCCGCUCUACUCCCACAGCCUGCCCUGCAUUGAGGCCUGGCUCCGAAGCCUGGGCUUCUGCCAGAGCAAGGAAGACAGGGCCCUCUGGCUGGUUCACAAGCCCGAUUGGCACGCCCACCUCUCCCUUGAUGUCACUGAUCUCUACAUAAGGUAUUUGAAGAGUGGACCAGGGAAUCUUGAAAAAGAUGUAGAGAGGAGGUUUAGUUAUGCUUUAAGCAGAGAAGACAUUGAGAAUGCUGUACUUGGAGGACCAUAGUCGUUGUUCUUUCUGUCCGUCAAAUAUACAAAAAUGGCUUGAUUAUGUGUUGAAUCGUUAACUUUCAUGUCAGCAUGGCCUAUUUUAAAGGAAGCACUAAAGAAAAUGUUACCCUAUGUUUCCUCUUUAUAACAUAGAUACAUUUUUUGUGGUCUGACAAUACACUGUAAUAUUAAUAUAUUUUUUUGUUGAAAGAUGAGUUA
Messenger RNA from Vigna radiata var. radiata (mung bean), 860 nucleotides. RefSeq lists its product as uncharacterized. The transcript is spliced from 2 exons. The record is from RefSeq and is a predicted model, not a curated record. Bases 151 to 657 code for a protein of 168 amino acids. NCBI's taxonomy places the organism in Eukaryota, Viridiplantae, Streptophyta, Magnoliopsida, Fabales, Fabaceae.